Somion occarium is the source of this 2275-nucleotide messenger RNA. NCBI's taxonomy places the organism in Eukaryota, Fungi, Basidiomycota, Agaricomycetes, Polyporales, Cerrenaceae. The record is from the annotation of a GenBank genome assembly.
GUUUCGCAUAACGCUCAAAGCAGCAGCAGAUUCGCCUAAUAUUAUCUAUCGCUGCAACGCCCACAACUGCAGGUAGCACUAUGCUCUCUACUGUUCCAACUUUCUUCUAAUUUGCAUGAUACCCCUUCUUUCCACUGCUUUCGCAAUGCCAAUCUCAGAGAUGAUCAUGCAUUGGCCUAAUUCCAGCCACAACGGCGAUACCAUUGACGUGAAGCUACCGCAGCUUAGCAAGGCAACAGCCACAGGGAUCUCAGUCGCAAUCGCGGGAAAUGUUCUUAUAUCGUUGGCUCUAAACUGUCAGAAACUGGCGCAUCUGCGUAUGGAGCGCGAGCGAGAAGCAAAGAGGGAAGCGGUUGAUGCUCUAGGCGAUCAUCCGCGUGCAAGCAGUACCGACAGAGGCUCGGACGAUAGUCAUUUCGCUAUACGACCGAAUGGAGCUGAACUCACAAGUACAGAAACGGAGCCUCUACUAGGGUCUCCUGCGUCCAAACAAAAUAGCGUCAAACGCGGUUCUGUUCAUAGGCGUCCUCUCCUGUCUACAGUAUGGGGUCGCGCUACAAGCGCUACACGCUCUGCAGACCGUACACACGUUGGUGCUAUACAUGCUGUAAUGCCGGUGGACGUGGUCAGGUUUAACGGCACAUCCAACUCUGAUGGUGAUAACUUCAAAUCAGGCGAGUUGGAAGAUGCUCAUGCAGGAAACGAAAGCGAUUAUUUGAAAUCGAAACUCUGGUGGAUGGGCUUCCUGUUGAUGAAUGUGGGAGAAGUGGGUAAUUUCAUCUCCUAUGCCUUCGCUCCUGCCUCUGUGGUUGCUCCCCUAGGAACUUUUGCCUUGAUUGCCAAUUGCGUGUUCGCCCCAUUAAUGCUCGGGGAACGGCUUCACAAGCUUGAUUUCUUUGGUAUCAUCAUUGCCAUCCUUGGUGCUGUGACUGUCGUUCUCUCAGCCAACCCAUCUGAAACCCGGCUUGACCCCGCAGGCCUCAUUGAGGCAAUAUCCAGACCCGCAUUUGUCGUCUAUGCUACCGUUUAUAUUGCGGGCAUUGUAAUACUCUCCGGGUUGUCUGAGAGUUCCAUUGGAAAGCGAUGGGUUUACGUUGACAUUGGCCUCUGCGCGUUCUUUGGUGGGUUCACUGUCUUAUCAACGAAGGCGAUAUCAACCCUACUCACUUUGGAAUGGUUCGAAAUAUUUACGGAGUGGAUCACUUAUCCUGUCCUCUCAGUGUUAAUUGGUACCGGUAUUGGUCAAAUACGAUAUCUCAAUCGUGCCCUUAUGCGAUUCGACAGCAAGAUUGUUGUUCCAACCCAAUUUGUCUUGUUCAACCUGUCAGCCAUUUUAGGCUCUGCUAUCCUCUAUGGUGACUUCGAGAAGGCGACUUUCCAUCAAAUUGUGACAUUUCUCUACGGCUGUGGAGCGACUUUCCUUGGCGUAUUCCUUAUCACAUGGACACCAAGAUCCGCUUCGUCAAAAGAAGAGGAACUCGAAGACUUAGAGGACGAAGAAGAGACUGCGGCCUCAACAAGUGAUACAAUGACAGACCCACGAAAUGUUCGAUUGGGUAGCAUAUCGCGUCACAAUCGCGCCAUUUUAGUGGUCCCAGAGGGUGCGACGCGAGCAUCUACUUCACCUAGCCUAGCUCGCAAGCAGAGCAUAGUCAGUAUGAUUGGUCUGUCUUCUGCGCAGCGUGCUCUGAUAGUCCACACACCACCCCAUGACACAUUCAUCCGACCGUUAUCCCCAGACAUCGAAAGUAAUCGUACUUCUCCAAUGCACUCACCAGAUACAUUUACGCGUCGACGAGCUGUAAGCUGGUUGGGAAAUGAAUCCAGGAUUGGGUCUGCGCGCGGAAGUCCUCGAAUACCACGAGCUCACUCGCGUUUGGCUUCCAGGGAAGUUAGCAGAGACCGUGAAGAAAAUACCAGUACUCCAGUCUGAGAUAGGUUUCAUACCCAAGGGAGCCUUUCCUACCUUUUAUAUUUCCUAGAACGCUACAUAAUGAUGAUACCGUUGUAGACCUUAGGACAAUUCCUGUAAUGUUGUACUUUAUUACUACUGAGUCAACGUAACAUCCUCUUCCAAACCUAGUUCGAUCAAUGAUCGUACUACGGUAGCGCUGAAGCUCUCCUACCCACUAGUAGCACUAUCGACAUGACAUCUAAACAAUACUGCACUAUUUAAUUCUGGCAGUGGUCCAUGUCUCUCUUAGUCUUUCAUGUAGGAAUGUGUCUUGCAUGUAAGUUCCCAGAAUCAACAUGCCUUUACCGUGUUGUCUUCGGC